This is a messenger RNA of Neocloeon triangulifer, 1593 nucleotides long. RefSeq lists its product as uncharacterized. The record is from RefSeq and is a predicted model, not a curated record. The transcript is spliced from 2 exons. Lineage: Eukaryota; Metazoa; Arthropoda; Insecta; Ephemeroptera; Baetidae. The coding region runs from base 1 to 1593 and encodes 530 amino acids. Gene Ontology annotation, biological process: peptidyl-glutamate ADP-deribosylation.
AUGGACGCCAAGAAUUGUAUCAGGUCUGCCUCGCAGGGACUGGCUGUUUCUCAAGAGAGCGAGCUCGCCCAGCUUCUUGCAACACAGGGUGAAGUCAGAGAUUUAUUGAACGAAAUUCUCAAAUUUUUGAAACUGAGUGACACGUCCGACGCUUCGGUGCAAAAAUUAUCUGCUGCAAUCGAACACAGCGUCAGCAAAUUUGCGCGACCCAGUUCAGCGGCAGGUGCAAGCGGAUGCGUGCCAGUCAAAACAAACAGCGUCAACAAAAAUGCAGCGACUCAAAAGACGAAGCGAAACAUCGUGAAAAUGAAUGACAACAAGGAGAACGGCAAACAACUGCGCGCGGUAGCGAAAAACGGCGAGCAGCCGAAAUCUGCUGACCAUGCAUAUCUCGGACACACAGCUCCUGCGGCUGAGAGAAAAGAUUGGACCGAUGAAGACAGGGCCAUGCUUAGGGACUUCAGAAGAAUAAUUCGGCAGAGGAGAUCUCCUGAGUACCAAGGCAAGGUUAAGUUUGAGUAUAAAUGUAUGGACAUCGCUGAAGCGGAAGAGGAUGUUGUCGCCCACCUAGUCGGAGCUAACCUGAAAAAUACCAAGGGUGCGGCGAAGGCCUUGAUUGACAAGUUUGGCGCCAUCAACGCGCCGGGCUCAAAUAUUCGCAUCGGCAGUAUCGUCAUGCAAAGCAUAGAGGGGGAUCGAGCGAUUUGGCACGUUGCAUCCAAAGAGAGAACAGGUGACAAGAAGCACAAAAACCCGGGAAGGUUUUACAGAAAUGAGGUGGCUGCUCUUACUGCUUUGCGUGACAAAAUGAGGGAACAAAAACUUCAGAAAAUUGCCAUAACUAAAUUGGGAGCUGGAUUGGAUGGCAUUCCAUGGAAAUUCACAAAACAAAAGCUGAGAGAGAUCUUUGCAGAUGAUGACGUUACUCUGGUAGUGCACUACCUUCCUCGGAGGGAAGAGUUGCAGCGCGCCCCUUCAUCUCCGACAAACAGGACCUGGAGAACUGCUGGGUCGUGGACGCACAAGUCGAAGAGCUUUGUCGUAGGUAAAGCAACAAAGAAGCAAAGGACACUGCCCGUUUCGGAUAUGCUUGAGAGCGGCUCUUCGUCUAAUGCAACACUGGGCGGUGACGAGGAAACGCUGCUCGAUCGCCUAAACGUCACUUUGAGUAGUAUGAGAUCGGAAAUACAGCAGACCCGACAGAGCAUCGAGGAGCCGGCUACUGAGCGUUGUUCGUCACCAGGAAUCUCGACAUUCGUCCCUGAGGAUAAUAAGCAAAUAAACUCACAAAAAUGUUCUUUUGUUUCAGCUGCGCUGCCGUGCCACUUAAUCAGCAGCGAUCAACAUGUGGCAAGGCCCGCAGCUUUCCCCGGGCAAGGCAGUGCCCCAUCAGAAUCUGCCAAAGUCACAGCAGGAACAGGUGGACAAGCUAGGUGCACACCGGAGACCUGUAAAAAAGCUGGGGUGCCCUCCCGUGCGCCUAGCCCCACCUCAUCGCCAGCUAAUAAAGUCUGGAGCCCAAUAAGCUACCUGGUGGGGCUGUGUCACAGACGAGAGGGACUGGAUGGAGGGACGCUCAUGACCGUAAACUGA